Molecule: messenger RNA, 558 nt
Organism: Micromonas pusilla CCMP1545
Lineage: Eukaryota; Viridiplantae; Chlorophyta; Mamiellophyceae; Mamiellales; Mamiellaceae
Exons: 1
Biological process (GO): rRNA processing
Cellular component (GO): nucleus
Molecular function (GO): 3'-5' exonuclease activity; nucleic acid binding
Source: RefSeq, a predicted model, not a curated record
GCGCCGACGGGAAGGAACACCGCGCUCACGGACGUCAUCGCGCUCGACUGCGAAAUGGUGGGCGUGGGCGAGGACGGCCGACGCUCCAUCCUCGCGCGAGUGUCCGUCGUGAACGAGGACGGCAACGUCGUCCUCGACACGUUCGUCGCCCCGACGGAGCACGUCACGGACUACCGCACCGCGGUGUCCGGCGUCCGCGCGCAGGACCUCCGAGGCGCGCCGCCGUUCAAGGAGAUCCAGCGGAAGAUGGCUGACAUCCUCCGCGGCCGGAUCCUCGUCGGGCACGCGCUCAAAAACGACCUCCGCGCGUUACUCCUGGACCACCCGAGACGCGCGACGCGCGACACGGCGACGUAUCGGCCGUUGACGCGGCCGCUGCGAUCGCGCGAGCGCGCGCAGGCGGACGGGAUCGCGCGCGGGCGAGGGAGCCGGUCGCUGAAGGAACUCUGCGCGCGCGAGCUCGGGUUGGAGAUUCAAGCGGGAGAGCACUCGAGCGUGGACGACGCGCGCGCCGCGUUGCUGCUGUACCAGAAGUGCGCCAAGGCGUGGGAGCGGAGC